Silurus meridionalis is the source of this 4677-nucleotide messenger RNA. RefSeq names its product solute carrier family 12 member 7-like. Gene Ontology annotation, molecular function: potassium:chloride symporter activity. Bases 289 to 3555 code for a protein of 1088 amino acids. Gene Ontology annotation, biological process: potassium ion import across plasma membrane; potassium ion homeostasis; chloride transmembrane transport. The record is from RefSeq and is a predicted model, not a curated record. Gene Ontology annotation, cellular component: membrane. The transcript has 26 exons. NCBI's taxonomy places the organism in Eukaryota, Metazoa, Chordata, Actinopteri, Siluriformes, Siluridae.
CACUGUCUCAGUUAGAGUGCACUGUCUUGGUCAGCCUUAUGAGCUUUCAUUUUGUUGACUGGAAGACUGUAUUUCUUCAUGCUUGUCUCAGCACAGAGGGCUGUUCAGAGAAUUUUUGCAGUGAUACUUGAGCUCUGAGCUACAGAGCAGUACGGUACAGAGCAGUGCUACGGGAAUGGGAGUACCUCGGACAAGAGGGGACUGUUUAAAGUAACUGGUUGGUUUUUAAGGAAUUAAAACUGUUCUGAAAGAUCACAAGAUUUGUCUGAUCACUGGACACUUCUUGACAUGGAUUACAGGGAAGGGUUAAGAUCAAAACAAUUAGGUGAUGAAACCCCUGGAGAGGACAGUCCCUUCCUUACUGUUCCUGACCUUGACAGGAGCUGUGAUGGGAAAAACAUGGCACUCUUUGAGGAAGAAAUGGACAGUACCCCAAUGGUGUCGGCCCUCCUCAACAAGCUAGCCAAUUAUACCAACCUGACUCAGGGGGUUGUUGAUCAUGAAAAAGCUGAGAGUGAUGAUGGAACUAAGAGGGUCACUGUCAGGGGUCCUCAUAUGGGCACAUUUAUUGGUGUGUACCUUCCCUGUGUGCAAAACAUCUUGGGUGUGGUUCUGUUUCUGCGCCUCACCUGGAUCGUGGGCACAGCUGGAAUUUUAGGAUCUUUUGCCAUCGUAUGCAUGUGUUGUGCCUGUACUUUACUGACAGCAAUAUCUAUGAGUGCCAUUGCAACUAAUGGAAUGGUGCCAGCUGGUGGCUCAUAUUACAUGAUUUCUAGGGCAUUGGGUCCAGAGUUUGGAGGUGCUGUUGGUUUAUGCUUUUACCUAGGUACAACCUUUGCUGGAUCCAUGUACAUUCUGGGCACCAUGGAAAUCUUUUUGAUGUACAUUGUGCCAACUGGAGCUUUGUUUAAUGAGCAGCUAGAUAACAUGCGGGUGUAUGGAACAUGCUGCUUGACCCUCAUGACUCUGGUCGUGUUUGUUGGGGUGAGAUAUGUGAAUAAACUGGCACUGGUCUUUCUUUCCUGUGUAAUUCUGUCCAUCAUGGCCAUCUAUGCUGGAGUCAUCAGGACUGUUAUAAGCCCUCCAGAUUUCCAAAUCUGUAUGCUGGGUAACCGCACAUUAAAAAACAUCGAAUUUGACAAAUGCAUGAAGACAGAAGUGAUCAACAACAUAACCUACACAACAGACCUAUGGAGGCUGUUCUGUAAUUCAUCUUUCCUCAAUGCAACAUGUGAUGAAUACUUCAACAAGAACAAUUUAACAGAGAUCAAGGGCAUUCCAGGCCUUUUAAGUGGAGUUAUUACAGAUAACCUAUGGGGAGAAUAUGGCUCCGAUAGGAUGCCAGUAGAGAAGCAGAACCAGGUGUCGGCACCAGUCUAUGAAAGUGUAUCAGAGAACUCCAAAGAUUACUUGCCAUAUGUCUACAAUGACAUCACCACUUUCUUCACCAUGAUGGUGGGCAUCUACUUUCCCUCAGUCACAGGGAUCAUGGCAGGAUCAAACCGGUCUGGAGAUCUGAAGGAUGCUCAGAGGUCUAUUCCUUUUGGCACCAUCAUGGCUAUUAUUACCACUUCCAUCAUCUAUAUUUCUUGUGUGGUUUUGUUUGGGGCCUGCAUGGAGGGAGUGUUGUUGAGAGAUAAGUUUGGACUCUCUGUGAAAGGAAGCCCUGUGAUAGGCACUCUGGCUUGGCCUUCACCUUGGGUGAUUGUGAUUGGCUCCUUCUUUUCUUGCUGUGGUGCAGGAUUACAGAGCCUGACUGGUGCCCCCAGGAUUCUGCAUGCCAUUGCGCAUGAUGGAAUCAUUCCCUUCCUACAGGUAUUUGGUCAUAGUAAAUCCAAUGGUGAGCCAACCUGGGCAUUGCUUCUAACUGCAGGAAUCUGUGAAAUUGGUAUCCUUAUUGCUUCUGUGGAUGCUGUUGCUCCAAUCCUUUCAAUGUUUUUCCUGAUGUGCUACCUUUUUGUAAAUUUGGCCUGUGCUGUCCAAACACUUCUGCGCACCCCGAAUUGGAGGCCACGAUUUAAAUUCUAUCACUGGAGUCUUUCGGUCCUGGGCAUGACUCUUUGUCUCACGCUUAUGUUUGUUUCAUCCUGGUAUUACGCCCUGGUGACCAUGAUGAUUGCAGGAUGUAUAUAUAAAUACAUUGAAUACAGAGGGGCAGAGAAGGAGUGGGGUGAUGGAAUCAGAGGACUGUCCCUAAACGCUGCACGCUAUGCUCUUAUCAAGUUAGAAGAAACACCACCACAUACCAAGAACUGGAGGCCACAGCUCCUGGUGUUACUGAAUCUUGACUCUGAAAUGGCGGUGAAGCACCCACGCCUGCUCUCAUUCACAUCUCAGCUGAAGGCUGGGAAAGGCUUGACCAUUGUGUCUUCAGUGCUGCAGGGAACCUAUAUGGCUCGAAGUGUUGAGGCCAAACAUGCAGCAAAAAAUGUCAAGGCAUCUAUGUCUGAAGAGAAAACAAAGGGCUUCUGUCAUGUUGUGGUUUGCUCUAAUUUGAGAGAUGGUUUCUCCAACUUGAUCCAGUCAGCUGGGCUGGGAGGCAUGAAGCACAAUUCUGUAUUGAUGUCAUGGCCGAUCAACUGGAGACAGGCUGAGGAUUCAACCUCCUGGAAAAACUUUAUCGAGACAGUGAGAGAGACGACUGCUGCACACCAGGCCCUGCUUGUGGCAAAGAACAUUGACUUUUUUCCGAGUAACACAGAGCGCCUGGCUGAGGGCACCAUUGAUGUGUGGUGGAUUGUCCAUGAUGGAGGCCUUCUCAUGCUGCUUCCAUUUCUGCUUCGCCAGCACAAGGUGUGGAAAAAAUGUAAGAUGCGCAUCUUUACUGUGGCACAGCUGGAUGACAACAGCAUUCAAAUGAAGAAGGAUCUGCAGAUUUUUAUGUAUCAGCUGCGCCUGAAUGCUGAAGUGGAGGUGGUGGAGAUGCAUGAGAGUGACAUCUCGGCCUUUACUUAUGAGAGGACCUUAGUGAUGGAGCAGCGUUCUCAAAUGCUGAAACAGAUACAGCUGUCCAAAACUGAGAGGGAAAGAGAGAUUCAAAGCAUUUCAGAUGAAUCCAGGAGCUCUGUUAAAAGAAAGAACAAACCAAAGGGCCCGACUCCUAACACUUUACAAGUGCCUGGCGUUGAAGACCUGGAGCAUGAGGCUCACAUGUUUCAUGAAAGAAAUUCUAAGUGCCAUGGUGGCCAGCAAGAAAGGAACAGCCCUGACACUCAUCAGGUCCACAUGACUUGGACUAAAGAGAAAUAUGCUGCUGAGAGGCAUCGACAACGUGAGGCUGGAGCAGGCAUACGAGACUUCUUUAACAUGAAGCCAGAGUGGGAACAUCUAAGCCAUUCCAAUGUCAGAAGAAUGCACACCGCAGUCAAACUGAAUGAAGCUGUGGUCAACAAAUCUCAGGAUGCCCAUCUUGUCUUACUGAAUAUGCCUGGACCACCUAAAAACAAGGGUGGUGAUGAGAACUACAUGGAAUUUUUGGAGGUGUUAAUGGAAGGUUUGGAGCGGGUUCUGCUAGUACGAGGUGGAGGAAGAGAAGUCAUCACCAUCUACUCAUAGUUCACAAUGAAAAUGAGUAGUACUCAGGGAAUGUUUAACAUCAAUAUUUUAACUACAACUGGAAAAUCAGUUAGACCUAUUCAGAAAAGCUUCAUUUGGUCAAACCUGUUCUUAAUUCUGUCUUAAGCAUUUAUUUCUAUUUUUAUAGCACAAAUAAUAGAAUUACAGAUCAAAUACCCAUAUGACAUUUAAGUACAUAUAUUUCUGAUGCACACUAUGAUAGAAAGGAUGUGUUCACAUCUGACACAUAAAACACUAUUUACCAAAGGUUUUAUUGGGCACCAAAAUAAAGAUUUCACAUCAUCUCUAAAGAUUUCCCUGGAGAUAUGACAUAAUUAGCAAAAUAAUAAGUAUAACAUAUUAACAAAAGCCUUUUCUGGUAAUACCGAACAAUAGCAAAACCCUACAUCUGUAUGAAAGUGAAACUAAAUAUUGAUAUUAUAUAUUAAACUUGGUUAUAUUACAUUAUAUUUUAUAUUAUAGAUGCUGUUAUGUUAUAUUAACGUUGUUGUCACUGAUAUUUUUUUUCUUUCGAUUUUUUUAAUAUAAUAUGCUGCUAUUGUAAUAGGAAAGUGUUUCUUCCUAUUGACUAUCGAAGGGUGUCAUUUCUGAACAAGAAGACUUUUAUUAUGCAAUUCAUUUAUGUAAAUCCCAGAAUUUCAAAAAAGGAGUUGUGGAAGAUGUAGUUUAAUGAAGACUGAAAUAUAUACAUGGUGGUGCAUGUGAUGCCUGCUGUUAACAAUGUUCUUGUGGAAAAAGAUGAGAUGAGACUGAUAUUAUAGCAAACACCUCAUUAGCUCAGAUAAAUAUGUAUAUAGAGACACUGUACAGAAAUGUGUACAUAGAUAGGAUGUCUUGAUUUUCUAACAAGUGGCCUUUAAGUAUUUUUGUUCAUUCUUAGUCAAACAGUACAAUGUGGUAGCAUGCACUGUUUUAGAGUUAGUAUGUUUGUGAAAAUUAGCAUUUUUGUGUUUAUUGCAUUGUCUAUUAUGUUAACAGUCUAUGUUAGUAAACCUCCAGGCUUGGAAUCCUUUUGUUUGAUGGAUUGUUUUUACUUCCACACUAAAGGCAGGUGAUUUUUUAUUAAACAAUUUAUUCUUCCAAUAAAUUCACUGGAAUGAA